This is a messenger RNA of Pteronotus mesoamericanus, 5343 nucleotides long. It is a transcript of the gene MIA2, whose product is annotated as MIA SH3 domain ER export factor 2. The record is from RefSeq and is a predicted model, not a curated record. NCBI's taxonomy places the organism in Eukaryota, Metazoa, Chordata, Mammalia, Chiroptera, Mormoopidae. Bases 201 to 4421 code for a protein of 1406 amino acids. Gene Ontology annotation, biological process: vesicle cargo loading; endoplasmic reticulum to Golgi vesicle-mediated transport; protein secretion. Gene Ontology annotation, molecular function: protein binding. The transcript is spliced from 30 exons. Gene Ontology annotation, cellular component: endoplasmic reticulum membrane; endoplasmic reticulum exit site.
AGAUUGAGAACAGAGAGUGUUUGUCUCUCAAGUUAAGCCUAAAGACUGACAGAAAAAUGUAGUUAUCAAGGGAUUAAAAAACCUAAACAUUUUUUCUCUGGUGUUUAGUAGAGACAGUAGGGUAUCUCCUGUUUUGGCUGGCAUAGUGGCAGCCUAAACAAUCGGUUUAAACUUUGCUUGGGACUCCUGAUUGUUUUAACAUGGCGGAGAUUGGAAUUCACAGAAUCCUCCUUUUGGCUAUUUCUCUGACAAAUUUCCUGGAAGGCACAAAACUGCUGGCAGACUUUAAAAAAUGUGCUGACUUGGAAUGUGAAACUUUAAUAAGCAGAGUCUCAGCCAUGAGAGAUUACAGAGGACCUGACUGCCGAUACCUAAACUUCACUAAGGGAGAAGAAAUAUCUGUUUACAUUAAACUUGCAGGAGAAAGGGAAGAUUUGUGGGCAGGAAGUAAAGGAAAGGAUUUUGGAUAUUUUCCCAGAGAUGCAGUUCACAUUGAAGAAGUGUUUAUAUCUGAGGAAAUUCAAAUACCAGCUAAAGAGUCUGAUUUCUUUUGUCUUCUUGGAGUAAGCUAUACAUUUGAAAAUGAAGACAGUGAGUUAAACAGUGAUGAUGGUGAAAAUAUAUAUCCAUAUGAAGAAGAUAAAGACAAAAAAUCUAGUGUACAUGAAAAUGAUUUUCAGAUAGAAAAUGAAUUUUAUUCAGCUUUCGAAAGUAUUUGGAAUGAAGACCAAUUUACGUCAUCAGAGGCUCCUGAUGAUAUCAGAAAAACUAGUGACUCAAAAGAUUGGGAAGGAGUAGAAGCUGAAAGUGUAAAACAGGAUCCUAUUCCAGAAGUGCAUCAAGUCCCACCAUCCUCAACUGUGGCUGAAGUGCAGGGAUGGUUUGGAUUUGGAAGGGCGCAAACUGAAGAAGUGACUUUUGAACAAGAAAUUGAACAAGCAAUUGAACAAGAAAGCUCAUUUCAAAGUAGUAAAAUGGCAGUAGGAGAUGAGAAUGACCUAGAGAAAUUAAACAAUGGUGAUCCCCAAACAGAACAUAAAAAAGACCCUGAAUUAGAAUUCAGAUCAAUGCCAAAGAAACAGCCUGAAGAGUCUGAGUCAGAGCACAUUGUCAAUCCUCAAGUUACUGGUUGGUUUGGCGGUGGAUUUACAAGUUAUUUAGGUUUUGGAAGUGAGGAUACAGGGCUUGAAUUACUGUCCAAAGAAAGCAAUCCAUCACUACAAGAUGUUCCUAAUUCCGUAUCAUCUGAGGAAGAACCCACAUAUCCAUGUACAGAAAUAUUAUCAGAAAAAGAAGACACAAUCACUAAUGAUAGCUCAAUUCUCAAAUCAAGUUGGUUUGAUUUUGGUUUUAGUAUGUUAGGCUUUGCAUAUGUCAAUGAAGAUAAAGUUAUAACAUAUAAUGGACAAGAUGAAGGAGAUAAAGGAGAUAAACGUGAACAUCUUGCAACAAGUGAAUUAGACCCUGAUAAGGAAGAAGAAAUCAAAAUAAUAAAAAUUAUGGAAACUGAAGAUCAAUUAGGCAAGGAUGAAGUCUUAGAGAACACAGAUGAUUCUGUCACCUUGCCAUAUUUUACAAAAUUCUUGUAUAAUUUUGACAAUCCUUGGAACAUUCAGGAGGAAACAGAAUUCUCAGUUCCUAAUAAGAUAAUGGAUGAAAAGAAUGUAUUUGAAAAUGAUGAAACAGAAGUAUUUUCAGUUGAAAAUGAUCCCACAGCUAAUACAAAAGUUAUGAUGUUAAAAAGCAGAUACAGUCAGUCAGAAGUGACCUCAAAAAUGGAGUUACUUGGGAGAAUUGAAGAUUUACACUUCAAAACUCCAUCUUCUAAAAAUAGUGAUGAAAAAUCAGAAACAUCACUAGAUACUGAAGGGUUUAUUCAGGAAGAAAUAGACAGGUCUGUGGAAAAUACCCUACCAAACAGUCAGAUGUUUUCAUCUGAUUACUCUUUGUCUUCUCAAAAUUAUAUUGCUCAAAAAGAAGAUGCUUUUGAGAGUCAUUUUCCGCAAUUUUUAUUUCAAAUUGGUGUUUAUGAUUUCAUGAAUUCUGCAUUUUCAUCAAUAGUAACUCUUACGGAAGGGGUUGUGGCAGCACUGCCUGAAGAUAUCGGAAAAAGUUCUAAUUCCUAUGGUUUUCCAUGGGAAUUGCUGAUAUGUGCAGCUAUUGUUGGAUUUUUUGCUGUUUUCUUGUUUUUGUUGAGAAGUUUUCGAUCGAUUAGAAGUCGGCUUUAUGUGGAAAGAGAGAAAAAGCUUGCUGUAGAACUUUCUACACUAAUUGAAGAAAAAUGUAAACUACUUGAAAAAUUCAGCCUUGUAGAAAAAGAGUAUGAAGGCUUAGAGUCAUUGAAGGAUUCCAGCUUUGAAAAGGAGUCAACAAAAAGUCAAAAUUUGGAGUUUGUUGAAGGAUCACAAAUAACAGAGGCAAUCUGUGAAAAGCUGAACAGUUCCAAAUCUGAAUUUGAGGAUGAAAUACUCUUUCUAGAAAAAGAGUUAGAGGAAGAGAAAUCUAAACAUUCUGAACAAGAUAAAUUGAUGGUGGAUAUUUCAAAGAGGAUACAGUCCUUAGAAGAUGAAUCAAAAUCACUCAAAUCACAAGUAGCUGAAGCCAAAACAACCUUCAAAAUAUUUCAAAUGAAUGAAGAACGACUUAAGAUAGCUAUAAAAGAUGCUUUGAGUGAAAAUUCCCAACUUCAAGAAAGCCAGAAACAGCUUUCACAAGAAGUCGAAGAAUGGAAAGAACAAGUGAGUGAACUUAAUAAACAGAAAAUAACAUUUGAAGACUCCAAAGAAAAUGCAAAACAAGUUCUAUGUGAUAAAGAAAAGCAGAUCAAGUCUCUGACUGAACGCUUGCUAAAGAUGCAAAAUUGGGCUGCUGUGCUUGGAGAAGACUUAACGGGUGAUAACUUGGAAUUGGAAGUGAAGAGUGAUUCAGAAAAUGGUGCACUCUUAGAUAAUCAGCCAAAAGGAGCUUUGAAGAAGCUGAUUCAUGCUGCUAAGUUAAAGGCUUCUUUAAAAACUCUAGAAGGAGAAAGAAACCAAAUAUAUACUCAAUUAACUGAAGUAGAUAAAACAAAGGAAGACCUUACAGAGUGUAUUAAAAAUCUCCAGACUGAACAAGCAUCUUUGCAGCCAGAAAAUGAUCAUCUUGAAAGUGAGAAUCAAAAGCUUCAGCACAAACUUAAAGUCAUGACUGAACUGUAUCAAGAAAAUGAAAUGAUACUUCAUAGGAAAUUAACAGUAGAAGAAAAUUACCGGUUAGAGAAAGAGGAAAAACUUUCUAAAGCAGAUGAAAAGAUCAGCCAUGCAGCUGAAGAGCUGGAGACCUAUAGAAAACGAACCAAAGAUCUUGAAGAGGAGUUGGAGAGAACGAUUCAUUCUUACCAAGGACAGAUUAUUUCUCAUGAGAAAAAAGCACAUGAUAAUUGGUUGGCAGCUCGGACUGCUGAAAGAAACCUCAAUGAUUUAAAGAAAGAGAAUUCUUACCUCAGACAGAAAUUUACUGAAACAGAACUUAAAUUUGAACUUUUAGAAAAAGAUCCUUAUGCACUUGAUGUUCCAAAUACAGCAUUUGGCAGAGAGCAUUCCCCAUAUGGUCCCUCACCAUUGGGUCGACCUUCAUCUGAAACGAGAGCUUUUCUCUCCCCUCCAACUUUGUUGGAGGGUCCACUCAGAUUCUCACCUUUGCUUCCAGGGGGAGGAGGAAGAGGUUCAGAAGGCCCGGGGAAUCCUCAGGACCAUCCUAUUAUUAAUGAAAGGAGAAAAUCAAGCUGUGAUAAAUUAACUGAUCCUCACAGGGAACCUUCUGACACUGGGUCCCUUUCACCUUCAUGGGAUCAAGAUCAUAGGAUGAUGAUUCCUCCGUCAGGCCAACCUUAUCCUGAUCCAGCUCUUCCUCCACAAAGGCAAGACAGAUUUUAUCCUAAUACUGGCAGACUCUCUGGACCAGCAGAGCUCAGAAGUUUUAAUAUGCCAUCACAGGAUAAAGGAGAUGGGCCAAAGUCUUCAGAAGUGGAAUCCAGUAGAAAUGACAGCAAAGACGAUCUUGGUAAUUUAAAUGUGCCUGAUACAUCUCUCCCCACCAAAAGUGAAGCAACUGGCCCUGGCUUUGUUCCUCCAAUCAGAGGUCCAUUGCUUCCAAUGGAUGCGAGGAGCCCAUAUCUGAGAAGAGGGCCUCCUUUCCCUCCACCUCCAGGCAGCAUGUACGGAGCUUCCCGUGAUUAUUUGCCUCCGAGGGACUUUCCUGGUCCAGCACCUCCUCCAUUUGCAAUGAGAAAUGUCUACCCACCGAGAGCUUUUCCUCAUUAUUUUCCCCCAAGAGCUGGAGUUUUCCCCCCACCCCCAGUCCCACCCCCCCCACAUCCUGAAAGUAGAAAUGAGGUCCCAUCAGGGUUGAUUCCGCCUUCAAAUGAGCCGGCUACUGAAUGAACGAACGUCCAGAACCACAAGAAGCUUGACAAUAUUUUUGGUUUCUCUUCAAAAGUAAUUAUUCUUUUCUUUUAUCCUUUUAAUUAAAACAAUUGGGAUGACAUUAAGAUUAUAUAGUUUACAAGUGUACAUUUCUAUGAUACAUGAUCUAUAUAUGUCAAAAGUAAUUUUGCCUCCUCUCAAUGUUCAGUUUAAGUAACGGCUGUUACUUAAGUGGUUAUACUUAUGCUCAAAUUGGAGCUUAAUGGAAUUACAUUCUCAGGAUACUAUUUUGUAAAUAAAGAUGAUUUAAAUAUGAAUUUUACGAGUAAAUUAUUUCCAUUUUAUUUUAUCCUACAUAGUAUAAUUAUUUUAAUUUGAUUAAUGAAUCUGCUAUUAUAUAAACAUAAGUGGGAGUUUCCUGUAUAAUCUUGCAAUUUGGGGAUGUUUAAAACUCCAACGGCUGUGUCUUUAUGCCAAAACUGUAUUUACUAUGGUUGUAGACAAAUGUGAAAGUAACCUUAUGCUUAAUUAAAUAAAUUUUAAUUGCUUUAAAGUCUUGUUUGAUAUUGAUAAUAAUGAAAUAAGGAAGUUUUUUCAUAAGUAUGCUUACAUUAGUUAGUUUAUUUUUCCCAAUAGCUUUGAGGUUUACAACUAAUACUUUAUGUGGGCCUUCCCCAUUCAAUUUCCUUAUCAAAAUUGUGCCCUACUUCUUUUUUGUAUUGUUUAUUCUUUUAUAGUUGUCCCAAUUUCUUUUUCCUUUUUUGCCACCCUCCACCCAGCCCACCACUCUCCACAACCCACAGUCAACCCCCUCCCAGUUGUCCAUGUCCAUGGGUCAUUCAUACAUGUUCUUUGACUAGUCCCUUUCUUUCCUUCCACCAUUCCUCCUCUUCCUCCUCCCCUCGGGUAGCUAUCCAUCUGUUCCAUGUUUCCAUGUCUC